AGGACUACGAUAGAUCGUUUUGAUUUGCGUGUUGUGUUACCUAUCAAAGAGGAUAUAAACUUCUGUUUGAAACAGUGAAUUAUUUAAUUAUUUAUGUUAAUGAACUUUAUCUCAGAUAAUUAUUAUAAUGAAAUAAAAAUAAAGUGACGUUAAGUUUUUACAGCUCGAUGUGGCAUUUUAAUAUUUUUACAAUGGCAACAUUACCAUAGUGAGCCAUCGCCCUGUUAAACUGUGUCAUGGCGGUUUGACUUGUUAUAAGUUUUUUUUGCAAUAACUCACUAGUUAAUGUGCUUUUUAGUCAUUUGAUCUUUGAUUUCUUUAAAUCAAAUCACGUAAUACAAAAUAGUUAAUAAUGCGUGAAUACAAAAUAGUCGUGUUAGGUAGCGGAGGCGUGGGUAAAUCUGCUCUCACAGUACAAUUCGUACAAGGCAUCUUUGUGGAGAAAUACGACCCCACCAUUGAGGACAGCUAUCGGAAACAGGUGGAAGUAGACGGACAACAAUGCAUGUUAGAAAUUCUGGACACGGCCGGCACGGAACAGUUCACCGCGAUGAGGGAUUUAUACAUGAAGAACGGGCAAGGUUUCGUGUUAGUGUAUUCGAUCACCGCACAAUCAACGUUCAAUGACCUACAGGACCUGCGGGAGCAGAUCCUGCGGGUGAAGGACAAAGAUGACGUGCCUAUGGUACUGGUUGGCAACAAAUACGACUUGGAGCCAGAGCGCGUGGUGGGCAAGGAACAGGGGGCUAAUCUCGCGCGUCAUUUCAAUUGCGCGUUCAUGGAGACCUCCGCGAAGGCGAAAAUCAAUGUGAACGACGUUUUCUACGACCUAGUGCGACAGAUCAACAAGAAGUCACCGGACCCCGAAAGGAAAGUUAGGAAGAAUAAGGUGUGUCGCCUUCUGUAAGUGUUGUGGGGGCCUGGGUCGCGUCUAGAUAUAAAAUAUUUAAUAAUUUGAAAGACUUCUUGUACCCGAAUUUGGCUCUUGACAGUUCCCAAAGUUUAAAUAGGUCGGGUAUUGCGCAUUGUUGCGGAUUACUGUAGCAUUUUGAGAAAGUGCAUUUGUUGAGAUGUAAUUGUUUCAGUGCUGUAGUAGCAGGAAUGAAAUAUGCACAGAAUAUCAAUUGUACUCACAUUGCUAUCUGUAUGAAUAUUUUUGGCAUGGUCCAAACUUUACCUAGCUGAUAUUAACAUUACCAUUAUACAGCAGGAUUAUUUACUUGUGAACAUGCAUCCUGCUUUUGCAGGAUUCUUGUUUUGUAAUAUUAAUGUCACCUGUUUAAGUUUGAUUAUAAUUUGAAUUUACUUUGACAUGUGGUCUUUAUGUGACAUUUAGUGCUUGUGCGUACAAUAGUUCAGUGCAUGUUUCACUCCAGGAAUUCCAUUUGUAAUGUGCGGAUGCUAUUAGGUUCAGAAGUUUAUGAUUUCCACAGUUAUAGACCUAGUUAUUUACAGUGUUCAAGUCAUGACUAAUGCAUUCCUACGUAAUUUAUGCAAGCAUUCAGUGUUCUUUCAAUAACAAUACUUUGAUAUUACUUGUAAUUGUCAUGAACUGUUAAUCUUAACUCCAAAUAGUUUUAAUUAGUCUACAGUUGUUGGUUUUAGUUACAAUUCAAUGCUGUAAGUAUAAGAUUCCAAUGCAUUGUCUUAUAUAAUCUUAAAAUCGAUUGAAGAAUCAUCAUUCCUUUUUGUACUAUACAUACAAAAGUAGACUAAAAUAUAAAAUAAAAAACAUUUUUGUUUCUUUUCAUUAUAUGUAAAUUAAACUUAACAUCCUUAAAAUAAUUUCAUCCUUUUUAUGUGAACAUAACCACAGACAAAGGAAAUGAUUGCUUCUGUUUUAGAAUGCUGAAUUUUUACAUUCUGGUAGAAUUCAAGCAUUAAAAUUGGGAUAAUGUAUUGGAGAUCUUUUACAUAUUCAGUCAAUAUGUAGCAGCUAACAGGAAAAUGACUCGAGGACAUUCACAUGGAUAGCACUGUAUAUAUUUAAAAAACCGAAAUAUACUGGCUGGAUACGGCAUUGUUGUGAAUUGAUGUAACUUUGUUUAUUAUAGAAUUAAGAUUCAGCAAUAAACUUCUGAACGGUUAGAAUGGAGGCAGGCUCCGAGGAGACCUGGAUAUUGUGCCAGCAGGCCUGAACCAGUGUGUAAGUAAUGUUUAAUAAUUAAGAAUACAUUAAAUUUUUUCAGAUAUAUUAUUGUCUUGUUAUAUAAUUCAAAUGUAUCGAAAAAGUUGAUAAUGCGACACCGUUUAGGACUUACAUUUGAACAAUUAUUAGUGAGCCUUAGGUGAUUGCACCCCGCUGAUGGUAGUGUCUCCAUGUGUUCCCGUGGUGGCCCGGGCCCCUCGCCUGCAAGGGCACCACUCGUGACAGACUAUAAACCCCUUAUGAAAUUGAAAACUCUAAAAAAUUUUAUCGUUAUUGUAAAUGGAGUAAAAUUUAUGAUUACUGGCUCAUUUAAUAUAAAUAUACCAACCUAUGUUUGCUGCUUUGAACUUUGUUAACGUAAUACAUUAUAUAGGUGUUCAAAUAUUGUUACGGGAUUAGAUGUUUCAUCCAUUCUCAUUUCUGUUAACAUAAGAUUACUGCACAAGGAUAUUGGUAAAUUAACUUUGAUCUGAGUUGAAUUAUAUUUUUUAUAUAUAUUGUGCAAAUUAUAAACUUGUAUAUUUUUAUCUUUUCAAUCAAUAAUGGACAUUGUACAAUAACUAUUAAUUUCUUUUUUUGCCAAUAAAACAAAUUUUAAUUA
Molecule: messenger RNA, 2750 nt
Organism: Amyelois transitella
Lineage: Eukaryota; Metazoa; Arthropoda; Insecta; Lepidoptera; Pyralidae
Gene: Rap1
Product: ras-related protein Rap1
Exons: 1
Coding region: 353-907 (184 amino acids)
Biological process (GO): Rap protein signal transduction; cellular response to cAMP; negative regulation of synaptic vesicle exocytosis
Cellular component (GO): plasma membrane
Molecular function (GO): GTP binding; GDP binding; GTPase activity
Source: RefSeq, a predicted model, not a curated record